AUGAACAGGGUGGAGAUGCAGGAGGAGCUGAAAGCCCAAGGCGAGCCCGUCGAACCUGGCACCGUGAAUCAGCUGAAAUCUCAGCUGGUGACGGCUCGCAAGUCUGUGGAGACGCCCAUGGGCGCGGCUGAGGUCCAGGAGCCCUGCCGGACAAGGUGGAGACGCCCGUGGACGCGGCGCAGAAGCAGGACAAGGUGGAGACCGGACAAGGUGAAGACGCCCGUGGACGCGGCGCAGGAGCAGGACAAGGUGGAGACGUCCGUGGACGCGUCGGAGACGCAGAAGCAGGACAAGGUAGACGCCCGUGGACGCGGCGGGUGA
Effrenium voratum is the source of this 321-nucleotide messenger RNA. The record is from the annotation of a GenBank genome assembly. Lineage: Eukaryota; Dinophyceae; Suessiales; Symbiodiniaceae.